AACCUGCACUAUCACUCGACAUCGGCACUCCCCUCGUCACCACCACUGCCCUCGACGCCGCGACUCGCGCAUCCACUCGCCCACCACGACGACCUUUGUAGGAGUCUCCAACACGCUCGGUCCCAGUCGAACGUGGAACAAGCCAUCGCCCCUGUCGCGUCCCUCCUCCAACGCGACCUCACCACAGACCUCGUGGUCUUCGAAUCCCGAACAGAAAGAGAAGGACGAGUUCGCUGCUGAAUUUGGCGAAACUCUCGCACCGCCCCGCGAAUACUUCCAGGACGCACGCAAGUCCGCGCCAUCAUCGCCCAGAAUGUCCACUCCAACAGUGAACCUCAACAGCCCGGUGCUGUCCAUCUUUGCGUACUGCGGCAGCAGUAUCUUGAUGACAGUGUCGAACAAAUUCUGUGUCAACGGUACGGGAUGGAAUCUCAGCUUCUUCCUUUUGGCUGUACAGUCCAUUGUGUGCAUAAUAGCCAUUUCGACCGGCAAGGCCAUGGGUGUUAUCAACUACCGAGACUACAACACCGACGAGGCGAAAAAGUGGUUCCCAGUCUCUCUCCUCCUCGUUGGCAUGAUCUACACCUCGCUUCAGGCUCUGCAAUUCCUCAGCAUUCCCGUCUACACCAUCUUCAAGAACUUGACAAUCAUCUUGAUCGCAUACGGUGAGGUCCUCUGGUUUGGAGGAUCUGUCUCUGGAAUGGCAUUGCUGAGCUUCGGUCUCAUGGUUGCGAGCAGCAUCAUCGCUGCGUGGGCGGACAUCAGCCACGCUCUGGCAUCGUACGGAGGAGAUGCCUUGGUCGGCGAGGCUGCGGAAAAGGUCGCAACGCUGAACAAGGGAUACGUCUGGAUGGCCAUGAACUGCUUCUGCUCCGCUGGCUACGUGCUUGGCAUGCGCAAACGGAUCAAGCUUACCAACUUCAAGGACUUUGACACCAUGUACUACAACAACCUCCUCUCGAUCCCAGUCCUCCUCAUCUGCUCCAUCUGCCUCGAGGACUGGUCCGCUGCCAACCUUGCCGUCAACUUCCCACAGGACCGCCAGGGCUGGAUGGUGGCCGCCAUGAUCUUCACCGGUCUUAGCAGCAUCUUCAUCUCCUACACCAGCGCAUGGUGUGUGCGUGUCACCUCAUCGACGACAUACUCCAUGGUCGGUGCUCUGAACAAGCUCCCAAUCGCUAUCAGUGGACUGGUGUUCUUCGACGCACCUGUCACUCUCGCCAGUGUGUCUGCCAUCUUCGUUGGAUUCGUGUCUGGAAUCGUCUACGCUUUGGCAAAGGUCUGGUCGAGCAAGGACAAGGAUGCGAAGACGUCGCUGCCCAUGACUACCACCACCACCAGCGCGAGCUCGCAAAGUAUGCGGGAUGGCUUGAAGAAUUGA
Molecule: messenger RNA, 1381 nt
Organism: Zymoseptoria tritici IPO323
Lineage: Eukaryota; Fungi; Ascomycota; Dothideomycetes; Mycosphaerellales; Mycosphaerellaceae
Exons: 3
Coding region: 314-1381 (355 amino acids)
Cellular component (GO): Golgi apparatus
Molecular function (GO): GDP-mannose transmembrane transporter activity; antiporter activity
Source: RefSeq, a predicted model, not a curated record